This is a messenger RNA of Phytophthora nicotianae INRA-310, 1537 nucleotides long. RefSeq lists its product as hypothetical. Gene Ontology annotation, molecular function: ferric iron binding; ferrous iron binding; acid phosphatase activity. The record is from RefSeq and is a predicted model, not a curated record. The transcript has 2 exons. NCBI's taxonomy places the organism in Eukaryota, Oomycota, Peronosporomycetes, Peronosporales, Peronosporaceae. Bases 239 to 1537 code for a protein of 432 amino acids.
GUCUAUUAUUAUAGAAUGCAGCAAGCAAGUCAAGGUGUUUGGUGUUCCGAACGUUGGCUACAACCCAGCUUGACAACACCAUCCCGAGUUGGAUCCUUGUAGGGCUUUUAGUCUUCGGAUCUGCACCGCGUAACGGCAACACUGACCGAUCAGCCAACAGUGAGUUGUUGAGAUUACUGCUUCAUUCUUCAUUUCUCCUGGAAGAGCACCAUCGGAAAACAAAACAUUCGUGACGACUAUGCUGAACUAUAGGGCGUUAUUCAACGCUGCAUUGGUUCUCACCAUGAUGGGAGCUUCUGGUGCGCUGACGGUCACAGCUGAAUUGAGUGUAGGACAAGCGGCGGACCCGUCGUCAGCCCAGUACACGCUGUCUGCCUUCGCUACCGGUGAUUGGGGGCCAACAUUGUACAAGGGUUCCUGUUGUAGAAGCGACUCCAACAACUACGAUCUCCAUUCCCAAAAGGUGGUGGCAACGCUAAUGGACAUCGAAGCUGGAGCUUCCAUCACGCCCGAGGCUGUUCUAGCCCACGGCGACAAUUUGUACUGGAACGGAAUCAACUACCUCAGUGAGCGCGAUGGUCGGUUUGCUGCAUCAUUUGAGGCCAAGUAUGAUGGAGACAACAUCAAGAAUGUCCCCUGGGUGGCAGUUAUGGGCAACCACGACUAUGGUGGCUCUGACUACAUCUGCAGCAGUGGAGACAAGCUCGUUCCGUGCAACAGUACGGAGGAGCUGUUUCAAGGUCUCGACAACAAGCUCAAGUGGGAAGCGGAAUACAAAAGUCCGAACGACAACCGUUGGCGCAUGCAAAACGACCACUUCUACGUCCACCGCAUUGAGGACCCAGCCACAGGUGUGAGCAUCGACAUUUUCAAUGUGGACACGAACGAUGCCGACGUUCACGGCGCCGAUCUCGUCUGCUGCCAGUGCUACGGCUACGCGAAAAGCGACAAUUCAGGAUGCAACACCGUUACGCGCAACGAUAAGUACUGUUUCGGCGGUAACACUGCCAUGUUUGACACCUGUAUGGCCAAGUUUGCUGAAUGGGGUGCGGAUUCCCGGGCUCGGUUAGCAAAGGAGGUGAAGCAGUCGACUGCGACCUGGAAGAUCGUCAACAGCCACUUCAGUCCUUACGACCACUACUUUGAGGCUGGCAUGAACAAGUGGUUUGAUGCUCUGAGGCAGUCCGGCGUUCGGGUUUUCUUUCAUGGUCACACGCACGGUGAGAAACACGACUACUCGGAGUCUCUGGGAGUUCAUUUCGUCGAAAACGGAGCUGGUGGUGGCAGACCUAAGGAAUAUGCUAGUACAAUUCAAGCGUAUGCUGCAAAGUACGUGAAGAAUGAGUGGGCCUACAUUCCUAACGAAUACGGCUUCUUCUCGUUGCAAGCGUCGAAAGACUGGCUGAAGCUGCAAUACCACACGACGGAUGACAAGUGGAACUUCACGGAAAAGUGGGAGGAAAUGACGAUCGGUGGCGUAGCGACCAAGCACUGCUGGUACAUCCCUGCGGAUGGAUCGGAGGGCAGGGCCUGCUAA